This is a messenger RNA of Macrosteles quadrilineatus (aster leafhopper), 417 nucleotides long. RefSeq lists its product as uncharacterized. The transcript is spliced from 2 exons. Bases 11 to 394 code for a protein of 127 amino acids. The record is from RefSeq and is a predicted model, not a curated record. NCBI's taxonomy places the organism in Eukaryota, Metazoa, Arthropoda, Insecta, Hemiptera, Cicadellidae.
UAACGUCGCCAUGUUUGUUGUAGCUCUUGCUCCGUUGUUGUUGUCAGCUGUUGUCCUCGCUGACGGCUCUGCUGAUGAUGGCAUCGGACCAAUCACCGUCUCCGCCACCUCCAACGUGCUCACUGUCAAACUGGCGGCGCCACCUGGCAAGUUCAACCUAGUCUCGUUCCAUAUGAGGCUGGACCACAUGAUCACAGUACCAGAACAAGGUACCAUCGCUUCCCCUAACCUGCUUCCUCCCCAGGACUACAGGGAUGGUGCCUUCGUCUGGAACGGUCCAGUCAUAGGCAAGACAGAGUGUGACCUCAAAGGCAAGCCUAUCUACUACUGGGUACGUGUUGAGGAGAAUGGCCUGGGCAAGAACGGGAUACCCAAGACCGCCAUCAUCAACUGAUGUGUUACGCUGCUAACCACUUC